AUGUGACACUUGAAUCUCCAGGACGACCAACAACAAAAAAGCGGAGGCCGAGACAGCAGCUGGCUGUCAACAGCCAGGAGCUCCGCUGCGCUGAGCAGAGGCACCCGGGGCGCAGCCGCGGGUCAGGAAAGACGCAUCCGCAAAGGAAGGAAGAGGUGUGAGCCCGGCCCGGGCUGGCCGGGGGAGGCAGGGAGGAGAGACACUCGAGGCCGCUGGGCUGCCCUGCACCUGUGGCCGCCCCCGCCGCACCUGACUCGCAGCCCAGGAGGCACCCAGCAGGGGCCCGGCGCAGCAUGGCAGCCAGCAAGUUCGUGCAGGAGAUACACUCCAUCGGGGACAGGCUGCUGCUCAAGCUGCAGAGGCUGCCGCAGGCCGAGCCCGUGGAGGUCCUGGCCUUCUCGGUCCUGGUGGUUUUCACAGGCACUGUAGUGCUGCUGCUACUGAUUGCCUGCGGCUUCUGCUGCUGUCAGUACUGCUGGCCCAGGCGGAGAGGCAGGAGGACCCAGGUGGGACCCAUGACCCUACCCUGAGGGCCAGGGAGAUGGCCGAGAAGCCGGAGAGGAGACUGCCGACGCCACGACCCAGGUGUCAGCCUGGCCCCGCAGCCCUCACCCCUCAAGACAAAGACCCACGGCUCAGCCCUGGCUGAGCCCAGGGACCCGGACGCUGACUGAGAGACGUGGAGCCUCAGCAAGGAAACGUGCUGUUUCAGCCACAGAACUCUCACCUGCAAGGUGCCCAGGAGGGAUCGAUGGUUUCGAAGAUAGAAAACCACCAGGGAUUCUUUGCCGACCUGAGUUUUUUAACAAAGCACAGAGCGUGGUCCCCGUACUCACAGAACAGCCCGCAUCUGUGGGGAGCUGGCCCUCGGGGGUCCCAUGCCAGAGAGAAGCAGGCCAAUCAGAGGGGCUCUGUGCAGGAGCUACUGGGUCCCAAGCGCCCCCCAGAGUGGGGAACAUGUCAGUGUUCUAUUCCAGGGUUUGCCUGCUUCUUUCCAGUGUUUGCCUGCUUCUUUCCAGUAAAGGCUUUCUGGUUAUGUGUUUCUGCGGUGCCCCACUCCCCGGGCUGGGCCCUGUGCAUCGGGAGGGCGGCAUGCCAGGAGACCCGGGGUGUGGCCAGUGACUUUUCCUUGCAGCCUCUGCUCUCCUUGUGCCCACGGAAGCUGGAGAAACACGCAGGCAAGAAUGCCACGUUGGGGGGAAGGGGGCAAGCGGGCAAGACUCCGGAACCAGGGGAGGGCUGCCCUCCUGCCGAGCGCCGCUCCCCGAUGCCUGGUCGGCCGCGACGGAGGCUGCAUCUGCCCCAGGCAGGUGCUGGGCUCAAGAAUGCCACGCCAC
Molecule: messenger RNA, 1337 nt
Organism: Budorcas taxicolor (takin)
Lineage: Eukaryota; Metazoa; Chordata; Mammalia; Artiodactyla; Bovidae
Gene: SMIM5
Product: small integral membrane protein 5
Exons: 3
Coding region: 294-530 (78 amino acids)
Source: RefSeq, a predicted model, not a curated record